UUAAAAAAACCCCCAUUGCCAGUUAGGGUUUAUUCAUCUACGUAAGUGUGUGAAAACCGAAGCAACGGCUCCUUCUUCGACUCCUGCAAAUCCGGAGAGCUCAAUCACACACUCAAAGAGUUUGAUAUUUUCAAGGAAUGGGGAAGCUGGGGAAGAAGGCAAGGAAGUUCUCAAAGAAGAAUCUUCAGUCUGUGCUCAAAAGAAAGAGGCAGCUCAAGUCUCUGUUCAAAAGGAGAGCUUCUAAAAGAGAUCGGCAUAAUGCUGCUGAAGAUGAAGACGAGGUAGAUAUAGAGCUGUCUAAUGGAAGAAACCCUGAAGCUGGAGAUAUUGAAGACAUUUCUCUUGAUGCGGUAUUUAGUGAAGACGAUAGUGAUGUGACAGGAGAUGAUUCUGAGAGUGAUGGAUAUCUCUCAGAGGACUCAAGUUGUGCACAUGUUGCUGAAAGUGGAAGUGAGGAUUAUCUUAAAGACAGCAGUGGAGGUAGUGCUUUAUCAGUGCAAAACAACAAAAUUCAUUUAGAUCUUGUACAGAAGAAAAAAAAAUUGAACAGGUUGCAGGAAAAGGAUCCAGAAUUUGCUAAGUUUUUGGAAAGCUAUGAUAAAGGCCAACCUUUCAGAAACGAAGAAACUUAUUCUGAUGAGGAUGAGAUAAGUAAUGAAGGCAUGGCCUCAAAUGAGGGCAAGUUCUUGACUAGCUCUGCUGUUAAAAGUUGGUGUCAGCUAGUGAAGGAGCAGCACAGUGUGCCUGCCUUAACUAGUCUCUUAAAUGGAUAUCGGGCUGCAUGCCACUAUGGAACCAAGUCAAGUGGUGUCCUUGAUGCUGAAUCAUGGAGUAGAAUUCAGAACAGUGAAACUUUCUGUGAGAUAUUGAUGUUCGUACUUCAUGAGGCUGAUAAUAUAUUUCGAGGGCUACUGGAAAUAUCGAGUUCUAAUUGCAAGAAGGAAGCAAUUUUGGGGUUAAAGAAUACUUCAAAAUGGAAAACUCUGAGGCCACUAAUUAAAUCUUAUUUGAGGAGUACCCUGUUUCUCCUGAGUCAAGUUACCGACUAUGAGAUAUUGGCCUUUGCCCUAGCAAGACUCAGAAAUUCAAUUUUAUAUUUUGCUGCUUUUCCUUCUUUACUGCGCAGAUUGAUCAAGAUUGCAGUUCAUUUGUGGGCAACAGGUGGAGGAGCCCUAUCAUCACAUUCCUUUCUCAUCAUAAAAGAUGUGGCGUCUGUGUUUAGCUCCAAUUGUUUUGACACCUGCUUUGUUAAAACUUACAAGGCCUUCAUUGGUCACUGCCAGUUUUUGGAGUCAGCUGUAUUUAAACAUAUGCAAUUUCUGAGGAAUUCCUUGGUUGAGCUUUGCUCUCUAGAUAUGCAGAAAUCAUCUAGGAAAGCAAUGGUUUCUAUCAAGCAACUUGCAAAGACACUGCAGCAGGGUCUACAAAUGAAGAAGGAAGCGCUAAAGAAAAUAUGCAGUUGGCAAUACGUUAAUUGCAUUGAUAUUUGGGUAACGUUUAUAGCAGCAAAUAUACGUGAUUAUGAUCUUCAACCACUGCUUUUUAUGAUCAUUCAGAUUAUAAAUGGAGUGGCUGUCCUGUUUAGUGGACCAAGAUAUUUACCCUUAAGACUUAAAUGCAUCCAAUGGCUGAACCAUCUCUCCAGUUCUAGUGGGAUUUUCAUCCCUGUUGCAUCAUUGGUGUUGGAUGUUUUAGAAUAUAAUAUUAGUAAGGAGGGCAGGAGCAACGAAAAGGCUGUCAACCUUUCAUCUGCUGUUAAGUUGCCAAAACACUGGUUAAAAUCACGAAAUUUCCAAGAAGAGUGUGUUUCAUCUGUCAUUGAACUGCUUGCAGAGCAUUUUGCUCAAUGGAGCUACCACAUAUCUUUUCCUGAACUGGCAACUAUUCCUCUCGUCCGGCUCAAGAAGUUUAUUGAGAUAACUAGUAUCGAGAGUUUUAGACGUGUGGUGAAGCGUUUUAUUGAUCAGGUGGAGCACAACAUAGAGUUUGUCCAGAAGAAAAGAGAUGAGGUGGCUUUUUCACCCAAAGAUCUGCAAUCUGUUGAAUCAUUUCUCCAGCUGGAGAAGCAUAGUGGCAAGUUCCCAUUUACACAGUAUUACAGAAGCAUCAUGGAGAAGGCUGCUUCUAGAAAUCUGGUUUUGAAUGAAAAGUUUGCUGGAGCAGAGAAAAUCAUAAAGAAUAUACAACAGCAUCCAUCUGACAUGGUAGAUGUGGGUGGUAAAGGCAAAGGACAUUCAGUGAAAAGAAAAACACUUUCUCGUGAGAGAAAGAAUGGAAAGAAAAUUAAAGUGUGAACAUAAAUGUUUUCUCAUGAGUCAUGACCAGGUUUUGAUCCUAUAUCAAACUCAGAGGAGAGAUAUCAUUCUAUGAUUUAUGAUAUGUUACAAUUAUUUGAUAUACACCAAAUUUAGACUUAAAAACUAAAAAAAGAAAUGAUUCAAACCUAACUUAGGCUUCUAGAAAUUUUUAUUGUAAGACCAAGAUGCAAAGCUUAAGGUUGUUUAGAUUUGCAGAUAGGCUAGACUUGAGUAAUGAGUUUUGUUUCUAAUAUUUGAAAGUGAUGUUCAGUUUUGAUUCUUUUGAACCAUUUUUGGUGAAUAUGUUCCAUACCAUAUACCAUUCAUAUAUUCAGGUAUGGUAGUAUGUAGUAAUCAGCUGAAUUACAAAACACAAAAAAACAAAAGAAGUGAGCAAUUGCAUUA
This is a messenger RNA of Quercus lobata, 2702 nucleotides long. Its product is annotated as Noc2p family. The record is from RefSeq and is a predicted model, not a curated record. Bases 138 to 2294 code for a protein of 718 amino acids. Gene Ontology annotation, biological process: ribosomal large subunit biogenesis. Lineage: Eukaryota; Viridiplantae; Streptophyta; Magnoliopsida; Fagales; Fagaceae. Gene Ontology annotation, cellular component: nucleoplasm; nucleolus; Noc2p-Noc3p complex. The transcript is spliced from 14 exons.